Molecule: messenger RNA, 2782 nt
Organism: Lampris incognitus (smalleye Pacific opah)
Lineage: Eukaryota; Metazoa; Chordata; Actinopteri; Lampriformes; Lampridae
Product: serine/arginine-rich splicing factor 1-like
Exons: 4
Coding region: 228-953 (241 amino acids)
Cellular component (GO): cytoplasm; nucleus; ribonucleoprotein complex
Molecular function (GO): mRNA binding
Source: RefSeq, a predicted model, not a curated record
CGCAGCCGUGUUUUCACGGCAAUUUUGAACGCCGUCAACACGCGGCUAGCAGCGCACGCGUGACCUUACGGCCGGAGAAGCCGCCACUGGCGUGAAGUAUAGGUUUUCCUUAUGUUUAGACGACAGCCCGACCCGACAAGAAGACGUUAGUUUCCCCGAGGCUAAGCUAAUCGUUGACUUUACGUGAACCUUCGGCGGUUAGUAGCAUCCGCUGUUACCGUUCUAUCAUGUCUGGCGGCGGAGUUGUCCGUGGACCGGCGGGGAACAACGACUGCAGAGUCUACGUGGGGAAUCUCCCGCCCGACAUCCGCACUAAAGACGUGGAAGACGUGUUUUACAAAUACGGGAUGAUCCGGGACAUAGACCUGAAGAACCGGAGGGGAGGGCCGCCGUUCGCCUUCGUCGAGUUCGAGGAUCCGAGAGAUGCUGAGGAUGCCGUUUAUGGACGUGAUGGUUAUGACUAUGAUGGCUACCGCCUGCGGGUGGAGUUUCCCCGAAGUGGACGUGGCGGUGGUAGAGGAGGUGCAGGAGGAGCAGUCGGGGCCGCGAGGGGGAGGUACGGUCCCCCGUCUCGACGCUCUGAGAACAGGGUUAUUGUAUCAGGUCUUCCCCCCAGUGGGAGCUGGCAGGACCUGAAGGAUCACAUGAGAGAGGCAGGUGAUGUAUGCUAUGCUGAUGUGUUCCAUGAUGGCACCGGGGUGGUGGAAUUUGUACGCAAGGAAGACAUGACCUACGCCGUCCGCAAGCUGGAUAACACUAAGUUUCGCUCUCAUGAGGGAGAGACUGCCUAUAUCCGUGUGAAGGUGGAUGGUCCUUGCAGCCCCAGCUACGGUCGUUCUCGUUCUCGCUCUCGGAGCCGCAGCCAGAGCAACUGCGGGUCCAACAGCUACUCGCCACGUCACAGCAGAGGGUCUCCACGUUAUUCCCCCCGGCACUCGCACUCCCGCUCCUGAACGUAGACCCCUGACAGCUUAAUUCCUCCAACCCAGCCAGCCGAACCCCUAUCAACACACCUGACUAUGGGCGAGAACACAUCAUGACACCCAACAAACCUUGCAUAGCCCCUCCAUGGACCGUCUGCCAUGCUAAGCAUUCAUUGUUUUCUCUUGUGUGUUAUGCCGAUUCCCUCAGUUCGUUGUUGUGGGUCUCAUUUUUGUUUUUGGCAAAUUCUUGUUUCACCAGUUCUGAUUUUAUUUUUUUUUCAUUUGGCUUAAAUUCUCUUGCUCUGUGUUUGUGGCCUUGUCUCCCCCUCCCCCCUUUCCACACACACCCUUUCUCCCCCACCAUCGCCUGACCCUUUCCCCUCUACUCUAACUUAUCUCUCCAUCUCUUCGUGUACCUUUUCCUCCAUCCACCCAAUCCAGGAGCUGUGUGGAAGGGAAUGGUACCUUUUCAUCAUCGUAUGCUUGGCGUGUUAAAGCUGUUUCUUCUCGGGGAGGGAAGAUUUUCUUGUUUUACUGGCCUUGCAUUUCCUGUGGUGAACUAUUGUACUUUGACCUUCUCGUGUGUCUCUCUGUAGAGUUCAGAGGAGCAGGAUAGGAUGGGAACAGAGGAAAAGGAAACUCUUUUCAUAUUAGGAUAUACGGGAGGAGGAGGAGUCAAAUAUGGAGCCAAUGGUAAUGAUGGCUGUGGCCUCUCAACUCUGAAAAUUACUUGACAGGGCUUUAGUAAUUAUUUUUUACUCUUACCAUAUGCUUGACGGAAGCUGAAUACUUUUACUGAAUGUUAUCAGCAGUAUAUUACUCUUUCUGUUUGCUAUGCUAUGGCGGAUGUAGUUUUCUGCAUGCCCCCCUUUAUAUUUCACUGUACCAGGUAACUGGACUCUUUCAGAACUCCCAAGGGCCCAGAGGCACACCUGACCUGAAUUUCUUUUUGAAAAGACAAAAUCAGAAAUUGCUUUGCUGCGUCAUGAUGGCAUCAAUUUUAACUGUUUUCUAUAUUUGUUUUUGGUAGACCCAUUGGUCUCUGUUCUUUUUUCUUUUUUGUUGCUGAUGCUUAAGUAUUCAAAAUAAUAGGGGUUUGUUUAGAUUCGAGUGUAAAUGGGGUCAUUUUUGUUUCGCUCUCAAAAAUCAAAAUCCCUCCUAUAUAGAUGUAAUGUCAUUUUUUUAUUUUUUUAUUUUUUACUUUUUUGCUUUGUGAAGGUUUAAUUCUAACCUGCCUCCUUCUCUUUGGUUCUGCUGGUAUUCUGAAGGUUUGUCUCCCCAUUCCGGAGCCGGAUCAGGAUUCAGGAUUAGGAUUAGGCUUCGGGAUGAAUACAUGGAGCAGGAGCAUGGGAACAUUUUACCGGGAGAGGAUCCUGACCCAGCCCGUAAAACCUCACCAUACUGGAAUUAUUAUAGUAAAACUCAAUUGGCUUUUAAAAACUCCAAAUUAUUUUUUAUCCUUUUAUUUUUUUGGCUCGUGUGUGGGACCUGAGACGAUUACUGGCGGCAUCCUGAUGAGCGAUUUGAUAUAGAAAAAAAUCUUUUUUUUGGGGCUCUGCUCUAAACUACCAUUUUUUUUCUCAAUUAAAAAAAAAAAAGGAGUAAAGCUCGGAUCAAAACCAGGAGGCGGGCUAGGAGAAUGGAUCCACGCACAUAAGGAGAGUGGUAAAUAGUGGGGUAUCUGAAUCAGAGGAGGAGGGAGGAGGAGGAGCAGUGGGAGGUAACAAGGGAAUGUGCUGCUUUCCAUGUUUUCUUUUCUUUUCCCAGGAGGAUUUUGCAGUGAGAGGAAGUGCUCUGAUUUUUCUAAGUAUAAUCUCAAAGUAUCUUGGAAGUGUUGGUCUGUCAAUAAAGGUUUCAUU